This is a messenger RNA of Octodon degus (degu), 2642 nucleotides long. RefSeq names its product membrane associated ring-CH-type finger 10 (gene Marchf10). The transcript is spliced from 11 exons. Lineage: Eukaryota; Metazoa; Chordata; Mammalia; Rodentia; Octodontidae. The record is from RefSeq and is a predicted model, not a curated record. Gene Ontology annotation, molecular function: zinc ion binding. The coding region runs from base 140 to 2620 and encodes 826 amino acids.
AGCAGCGCAGACUCCCUCCUCCCUCUCCCCUCCCCCCACCGAAUAUGACUUCUUACUCUGACUCCUGAGGCACAAAUUAGGCAGUGCUUUACCGCCGGAGCCGGAAAGCCAGUGUGCACAACUAUGCGUGGGUUUUAAAAUGAGAAGCAGCUCGAAGGCAGGUCAGGGAUUAAGAAGCAUGCUCCAUGAAGCGAGGGACAGGCAGAAGUUCUUCAGCGAUGUUCAGUAUCUUCGGGACAUGCAGCACAAGGGGGAUGUGGAGUACCAGGCUUGUUUGAGACGACAGGAGUACAGAAGAGACUCAAAUGAGAAGAAACAAGAUCAUUUUGGGGUCCAAGAGACAGCUUCUGAGAGAUCCCUGCUGUCAAACAAGGUGUCUUCCAAACAGCAGAGUUCUGAUGAGGAAGAGUCUCCAGCUGAACCAAGACCAUCAACCAGAAAGUGUGGGGCUAAGUGUGAUUCCAAACUUCCAGCCAUCACCCAGUCACCAGUCAAGCAGAAACACAAAAGCACUAUGACUUCCAGGAAACCAGAGCACGCAGUCCCCAGCAAACCCUCUCCAGAAGCACCCAAGAUCGUGCCAAGGAAGGGGAGACCAGCCCUGGGGAGACUGACAGGCAGCCCAGAAAGGCACAGUCCGAGAUCAUCUGAGGACAGAGGCAGACGGCAGUGGCAGCCCCCAGCAAAGGCAGCAGCUCUCUGGGGACCAGGCCCGGUAGUUCAACAGGAAGACUCCAUGUGGGCAGGCAAAACAAAGCUGAACAGGACAACUCAAGAGAGAAGAAAUUUCAUCUCAUCCUCAGAGCGGAUGGGGACCACUGAGAGCCCCACUGAAGGAGCCAAAUGCAGAGACCCAAAUGCUCUGCCCUUCAAAGAACCAAAUCCAGCCCUCGCUCAGACCUCCCGAGGAACGAGGAGUCCUCAGGGGCUGAGUGCAUCCUUGGGGCCGGCACCCACACCUGCCGCUACUGUGGGGGGGCCGUGGAGGACAGCACGUGGGUGCCAAGGUGAAGCAUUGUGUUCCACCCCAUCACUGAGCACGAAACAAGAAAAUGAUGUCACUGGAAAAGAAAGCUACACAGAAGAAGAAAUCUGGUUGGCUGCUAUGCGACCUCCCUGUUCUUCCAAUUGUAAACAAAGUAGAGUUCUUGGGACACCUGCCUCUCAGGCCAAAUAUAACAAUUUCGAAGGAAAUGCUGACCCCUGCAGAGGUAAUUCUUUAAGAAACAAGCCCAAUCCUGGCUCAUUAAGAAGAAACGGUGCAGUGGAGCCAGUGACAAGCCAGUCUUCUGUCAGGCGAAGGGUGCUCCCAGCACCCAGGCUGCCUGGUGGGGCGUCUAGUGCAGAAAGCAACAGUAGAGACGGCACAAAUGAGAAAAGGACCUUUAAUUCGGGCACCAAAUCCGAUUCUAGCCCAGACAAUGAUGUCAACGCCAAAAGCAUACCUAGGGGUUGCAGUUCUAAGGAUGGUAGGCCUGGUGCCCAUGACUAUGAAAGAGAGUGCCAGGGCUAUUUACAUGGUUCUAGAAAUUCUCCUAAUUACCUACUUUCGGAUAGACCGGUAUCUUCCAGACCACCGGUGAAUUCGUCACCUGACGCACUUGGAUCAUUGCCGCACACUGCUCCGAGUGAUCACGUUCCAACUGGCUCGUCAAUGUCAUCUGCUCUGGGUCCCACCUUGGACUCAGGAUUCAGCGCUUGCCAACCUCUGCCUGCUAUUAGAAGCAGGAAUCCACUUGCCACAUCUGAAAGCCACAGUGAUUUUCCAGUAAACACUGAACACGCAUCUGAUGUCCCGGGAGCGGAGGACACUACUCCACCAAGCCGGAUUCAGGGAGCUCCGCUGUAUGCAGAUCUCUCACAAAAUCCUCAAGGCAGCUGGUUCCGGGUGGCUUCUCCUCUACCUUCUCUGCCCAGAGAGGAUUUGCAAGGUCGCUGGCACAUGCUUGAGUCCCUGCAGGAAAAUGCACCUUUUGCUUUCUUUGUUGUAUCAGAAUCUCCAAAUCAAAAUGAUGAUAUGAACAAUGUGUCUGUCUCUGGUUUCACAAAUGAAAAAAAAAAGGCAGACCCGGAGAAACUCAAGAAAUUGCAAGAAAGUCUCCUGGAGGAGGACUCAGAGGAGGAGGGAGACGUGUGCCGCAUCUGUCAAAUAGCCGGGGGUUCCCCGGCCAACCCCCUCCUGGAGCCUUGCAGCUGCGUGGGAAGCCUUCGACUUGUUCACCGAGAGUGCUUGGAGAAGUGGCUGAAAACGAAAAUAACAUCAGGAGCAGACCUAAGUGCCGUGAAGACCUGUGAGAUGUGUAAGCGAGACCUUCUCGUCAACCUGGACGACUUCAACAUGACCGAGUUCUUCCACAAGCACCAGCAAUCCCAGGCCCAGAGUGAGCUGAUGGAUUCAGGCUUGUACCUGAUGCUGCUGCUUCACCUGUACGAGCAGAGGUUUGCAGAACUCAUGAGACUUGACUUCAUGUGGGUUGGGAGAGAAAGGUUGUCAAGAAAUGAUCCGCAACCCAGACCAGAAGAAAAUGAAAGUAGGCUCGGGGGUCAGUCCUGCCUUUCUGAGGAUUCCGAGCUGGGAGACGGAACCGAGAGCAGCGUUUAUCCCAGCCGCAUCGUCUAGAGGGACGGCACAGCGCUCGGCA